GAUGCACAAACAAUUGCAAAAACAAUUCCAGUUCGCUGUAAAACGUGGCCACCUCGUGUGCCACACUCGAAAGUUGUUUUCACGAAAUCAUCACAUGGUGCGUUUGCUCGUUAUGAAUGCAAUGCUGGUUAUCGACCGUCAAUCAAGCACAACACCGUUAAGUGCUUAUUUGGUGAAUGGACCAGCGAGGGCGAACCAUUCAGAUGCAAACCGAUUUGGUGUGAACAUCCUUCGAAAACAUACGGAACACUUGAAGGUGGUCAAAUAAUGCUAGAAGGGCAAAUGGGUGCGUAUGAUUUUGCUGAAUAUAUCACUGAAGUUGAAGAAGGUCGAUCGAUUGUGUUCCAGUGUCGUAAAGGAAAUAUUCUUCUCGGAUCUCCAAAAGCAACAUGUGUGAAUGGUAUAUGGAUGCCAAGAAAGAAACCGAGAUGUGUAUCGCAAACUCAUCCGAUGGUUGAAGGUCAAACAACAUGGUUCGAAAGAAGACGCCGAUCUGUGCAAUCCUGUAAUGUACUCGCAAAUGACUCAACGCGCACAGUUGUUAUCACUAGACGAGUAAAUCAGUGUUUGAUCAUUGCUUCCACACCAAUUUUCUCUUGUCCAACUGUGACACGCAAAUAG
Molecule: messenger RNA, 621 nt
Organism: Anisakis simplex (herring worm)
Lineage: Eukaryota; Metazoa; Nematoda; Chromadorea; Rhabditida; Anisakidae
Source: the annotation of a GenBank genome assembly